UCUUUCUCUCAUCUUGCAUCCUCUUUUCUCUUAAAAGUAAAAUUUUGUUGCGAUGUACUCAGACUACACAGAAAAAAGAAAAAGAUGGUUUGUUUAAUGCAACUUGUGCCCACCAAUUUAGAGGCUCUAUAAAUAUACCUUUUCAUGUUGUUUAAUGCAACUUAUGCAUAAAUACUAAAGAUCAUCUUCCCUUCUCUGGAAAGUAAAUAAUACUGGUAAAUAAAUGAGGAUAAAAUUUGAACUAUAGUCCCAUAUUUUUUAAGUUUCAUUUUUUUGUGAUGUUGACCAGGCAUCAAUGCUUUGGAGGCAAAGAGUAAUGGCGAUAUCCUCAGAGUACCCUGAUGUUGAACUCUCCCACAUGUAUGUUGACAAUGCUGCAAUGCAGCUUGUUUGUAAUCCAAAACAGUUUGACACAAUCAUGACGAACAAUAUAUUUGGUGAUAUUUUAUCGGACGAGGCUUCAAUGAUCACAGGAAGCAUUGGGCUGCUUCCAUCUGCUAGUCUUGGUGAAGCGGGACCUGGAUUAUUUGAACCCAUACAUGGGUCUGCUCCUGAUAUUGCUGGACAGGAUAAAGCAAACCCUUUAGCAACAGUGCUCAGUGCUGCCAUGCUUUUGAAGUAUGGCUUAGGGGAAGAGAAGGCCUCUCAGAGAAUUGAGACUGCAGUGUUGGAUACUUUGAAUAGGGGCUUUCGCACUGGUGAUAUAUAUUCGGAAGGAAACAAAUUGGUUGGAUGCAAGGAGAUGGGCGAAGAGGUGCUGAAUUCGAUAAAUCCUAAAAUUCCAGCCGCUGUAUGAAUUGAAAUGAUUUUGAGAGCGACGCAUUUUUGGUGCUCGGUUGAAAUAUGCUACUUGGAUUUUGUUCCAGAUUAUAGCAAGAUUCUCAGAAGUUCCUCUUAUGUCUCAUCCUUUUGUUUCUGUCAAUUGUCUGCGGAAUUUUAGUAUUAUAAGGCCAGCAAUUUUAAGUGCUGUUUUUUUGGUUAUUGGUUUUGUCCUUGAAUAUAUAUUUAAAACCUUUAUUUGCUGGCAAGGGAUGUUGUAAUAUGGAAAUAAUAAUAUGCUAAGAUAAUUCGAAUU
Camellia sinensis is the source of this 1075-nucleotide messenger RNA. The record is from RefSeq and is a predicted model, not a curated record. Lineage: Eukaryota; Viridiplantae; Streptophyta; Magnoliopsida; Ericales; Theaceae.